Messenger RNA from Candidozyma pseudohaemuli, 4044 nucleotides. RefSeq names its product Rcy1p (gene RCY1). Gene Ontology annotation, cellular component: exocyst; cytoplasm; membrane. Gene Ontology annotation, biological process: exocytosis; Golgi to plasma membrane transport; transmembrane transport. The transcript is spliced from 2 exons. Lineage: Eukaryota; Fungi; Ascomycota; Pichiomycetes; Serinales; Metschnikowiaceae. The coding region runs from base 1 to 4044 and encodes 1347 amino acids. The record is from RefSeq and is a predicted model, not a curated record. Gene Ontology annotation, molecular function: protein binding; transmembrane transporter activity.
AUGGCCCAAGUCAUCUGGAAUGCAGACAUUGAUGUAUAUAAUCUGCUGGUCAUUCCGCUCCCGGUGGCGAAAACCAUAGCGUGGUUUCUCGACGUGCCGGAUUUGCUUCAAUUUGCCAAAACUUCAAAGAACACAUAUAGAGCGGUCAAUGAUCCCCAGCUAUGGAUCCUGAAGCUCAAGAAAAUGGGGCUCUGGCAGAACGGCGUCGAAGCUUCACGAGAAGAGCUAGCAGGCUCGAAGUUUGAGUGGCUCGAUGACCCAUUGACCUGCUGUGACAAGAUAUACAAGAUCCCCAAGAUCGCCAAGUUCCAGAUCCUACGCAUACGAAGAAGCCUACACCGGUUUUACGCCGACUUGCAACUGAAUCUUCCAUACGAGCGACUCAAGCUUUUCAAAACGUUCCAGUCACCACAGGAACAAGCCAAGAUGUUGAGUAAUCUCUUGAAGUACAAUGCUAUCAAUCCGGACGAGACAGUCGGCAGUAUGGUCGGUGAAAAGAUCACGGAUCUCAUGGAGAUUUUCGAAAAUGCUUUGCUACGAGAACUAGAGAUCCAUUAUGACAUUCAGGAUUACGAAAGAACCAGCGAGUUCGUCACCAUUCUCGUCGAGCUCAAGAACGAGCAAACGCUUAUAGACUUUUUCCUCCAGAAAGUUUGCUUCGAUAACGACACAACGAAGUUUUUGAACCUGGAGGCCUUCGACGUUUGUAAAUUUUUCAGUACAGUCACCAAUGGCGACCUUAUAGCUCAACUGGACGAUGAAGACGACGAGGACGAAGAAAAAGAGAAACCCGAGCCAAAGUGGGAGCUCAACCAAGAAGAAAUAGAUGGGUUUAUUCACGAGCUUGCGUCGGUGUUCAACGAAGAAUCGAGGAUCAUCGAUUUGAUCUUCCCACAGACUAUUCCCAUGAUGUACAAAGUGAGCGAGGAGCUCAUAUCUAACCAGCUUCAGGAUGUCAUUUUGCUUCUCAUAUCUACGUCGAAAGAACGAGGCUUGUAUUUUGAAAUGGUCACUCAGCUAUACGUUAGACUUACCCAUGACUUCCUCGACCAAUUGAACCCAAGUGUCAAUGUUGGCGAGAGUUACAUUCGCUUGACCCGACUGCUCAUAGAUGUCUCCUACGAGUCAAUAGCAGCCGAGUAUCUUAAUGAAGAGAAGGCUGUGUUUAAGCAGCGCUGCUCAGAGAAGGUAUCUGAGUGGAAGGAUAAUGUCAAGCAGCGGGAGCAGGAAACCACGCAAAAUAUUCUUAAGCACGUCAAGGCAGAGUCAAAGAGCGAUUUCUUGCUGAGUUUCAAAAAGGUCUUUACAAUUUCAGGCAAAGACAACGAGGAUCUGAAGGAGGAGGAAGGUGACGAGAAGCUCAACUACUCCAAAAUCCAAGCUCAAGCGAAGAUUCUAGCAGAAAACAUCAAAUCCUUGAGAAGAGUAUUCAGUCCAGAGUUGACACUCAAUGUUCUCAAUGAUACAAAAGUGUCUCUUGCAAGACUUUCGCUGUUUGACGAUUACACAGUAGCUGCAUUGCGCUUCGAUAUCUACGGAGUGAUGCAAGAGGAGUUCAUCAGUGUGAUAGAAAGCAUAUCCAAUGAUCACCUUCGAGAGGGAUUCGAAAGAGCUCUCAAGUAUCUCAAGGACUACAACCCUAGAGACGUGUCUCUUGCUGAUGAUAAGAGGGGCACGGCCAUUGAGCCCCUUGUCAUCUUUUUUGAGGCUAUUAACAUGGCCGACAUGAUUGUGCAAAUGAUUGAUAUAUUCUACAAGGAGGAGAUCAUGCAAAGAAAGUUGACCAAACACGAGAACUCCGUUCUCAACCCGUCUCUUCAAAGCAAAAAGGCAGCAGAAGCUCUCGUUGACAAGUACGUCGCAGACGGUCUUCACAUUGGUAUUGACGUUCUUUUCAAGGAAAUAGAGUCUGUGUUCCUUUCAGGUCUCAGUGACUCUGACUACAAUCCUCCUCCUAGCAUGGCCCAUGAUAUUCCGGGCCCCACCAAGGCUGCCCAACAUGCCGUCCUGAUAUUAGAGGAUAAUAUUGACUUGUUGGUCGAUUGUGCCGAUAAACCGAUUGUGGAGGUCUUCCAGCAGGAAGUUGCGGAGAGAUUCUUCCAAGCGAUCGUGAAAUGCUUGAAACGAAGCACGAUCUCCGUGGGCGGUGCCGUCACGCUCAUUUCGGACCUCAACUUGUACUACGACUUUAUCCUUACCCAUGUCAAGAGCAACAAGCGUAUGAUCUUCCCACUAUUCCAGGCCCUCAAAAAGGUGGGAUCCAUCUACUUGAUUGGAGGCGAGGACGCCAAGGCCAUUGGGCAGCUCAUCAGUGACUUGACCAAGUUUAACGGUAUUUUCAGUCAGGAGGAGAUUUACGAGUUCGUGCAACGCCGAGCCGACUGGCCGUUGAUCAAAAAGCAUGUUCAGAAGGUGAUGUACGGACUCAGUUUGAUCGAUUGCACAAUUCUCUACGACAUCACAGACGAGAUCCACGACAACCAGGAGUAUGUGGCUCGUUCGGUGGUGCCACUAGCUGAAGAAGCGUACCAUGAAGAAUUGGAAAGGGUCUCUCGACAACUCACCAGACAGAGCAGGGAGAAGGAUGCCUCUUUGGAUACAGUUAGAGAAGAGCUGGAUGAACCGCAAGAUCACCCUGUGGAUGGUCUUUUUGCAAUAUGGCAGGCCGUUUUGGCACUGCUUUUGGUGUUUCUGACGUGGGGAGCCAAUGCCUCGUUUGGGAUUUUCUUGAACUACUACAUGUCCAAUAGCCUGUUUCCUGGAGCCACCAACUACGAUUUUGCGCUUAUUGGUGGUAUAGUGGUGUUUCUAGUGCAAGCGCCAGCGCCAUUGAUUUGCUUUUUGGUUGCCAUGUUUGGCCAGACUCCUGUUCUUUUGCUUGGUUUGGUGCUACAAACGUUGGGCUACAUUCUAGCAUCCUUCAGCACGAAGCUCUGGCAGAUAUACCUCUGUCAAGGUGUUCUCGUGGGUGCUUCUUUUGGCUUGAUUUUCUUCCCUGCCAGCUUGGUGAUCCCAACAUGGUUUCAAAAACGAAAGUCCACCGGCAUGGGAAUCUGCGUUUGUGGAUCGGGAGUAGGGGGAGUGGUUUUCUCUGUGGCUUUAAAUAAGCUUAUUUCUCAGACUGGAGAUCAACGGUGGCCGCUCCGGAUGCUUGGUCUUGUUACCUUCGCUACGUCGUUGUUCUCCAUCUGCUUCUUGAGACCUCGAAACAAGAAGAUCAUCGACAUCAACACCUCAAAAAUAACAUGGGAACGCACCAAGGCGAUUUCUGGGAUUGUCUUCAACCUCAACCUUUUCAAAUCCCUCCACUAUCUAAUUGUGGGAUUUUGGUUUGCCGUGAGCUUCUUGGGUUACGUCAUAUGCCUCUACUCAUACUCCCCAUACGCAUCGUCCAUUGGCUUGUCACACGAUCAGGCUAACAAUCUUUUGGCUAUUUAUAAUACUGGACAAGCGAUAGGCCGGCCUUUGGUGGGACACACUGCCGAUAAUUACGGCAGAACCAACACAUCAGCAUUUUUCUCUAUUUAUUUGGCAAUCAUGGUUUUGGCUUUCUGGCGACAUGCUCUGUCGUAUGCUGCUCUUAUCGUCCUUGCUAUCUUUCUCGGUGGACCUUCAGCGGUUGGUUACGUCAUGAGUCAGUCUCUUGUUGCUGAUAUCUUGGAUAUCCAAGAAAGACCUCACGUUAUGCCUGCUGCGUGGUCAGGCCUCAACAUUAUGGUAUCUUUCGUUUCACCUCCAUCCGAGGUGAUAGCGAUUGCAUUGAAGGACGAAAGCGCUUCUAAUCCGUUUGACCAUGCUCAGGUAUUCACAGGUUGCAUGUUUCUCCUUUCGUUUUUGCUUCUACUAUUCAAUCGUGAGUUUCUCGUUCGUGAGAGAUUGAAGGAUAGAAAGCUGCAAGCUCAAGCUGCCUAUUUGAGGGAGGGCGAUACCUCAGACGACGAUAAGAAGGAGCUACUAAUGACCAAGAUAGACCGUUACGACAAAUUUCUCCAAAACAGCAUUUUAAACUAUUUCAUUCGCAUGUUCUAUCCCAUGAUCGUGUGA